Messenger RNA from Acinonyx jubatus (cheetah), 3568 nucleotides. It is a transcript of the gene RNPC3, whose product is annotated as RNA binding region (RNP1, RRM) containing 3. Gene Ontology annotation, molecular function: protein binding; U12 snRNA binding; pre-mRNA intronic binding. Lineage: Eukaryota; Metazoa; Chordata; Mammalia; Carnivora; Felidae. Gene Ontology annotation, cellular component: U12-type spliceosomal complex. Bases 229 to 1782 code for a protein of 517 amino acids. The transcript is spliced from 16 exons. Gene Ontology annotation, biological process: mRNA splicing, via spliceosome. The record is from RefSeq and is a predicted model, not a curated record.
CUAGGGCCCCUCAUUCCUUAUUUGAUACAUUUUUAAAUCCUCACGCUUCUCUAGGGCAAAGGUUUUUUUUUUAAUACCUUCAGCAGCUACCUGUAAUUUAAAACCACUUUGCUUUCCCUUCGUUUGGAACCUAGUUCUUCAUUUUUAGAAACCGGUUUCCGAAGAGACAUCCGUCACGGAUGCAAGUCUCGCGAGAAAGUGACUCUCUAUCGCGUUUCUCUGUGGGAAAUGGCGGCUCCCGAGCAGCCUCUACCGCCGAUGGCAAGAGGAUGUCAGAGCUCUGCUUCACUCUCUCCGUCACGGGGCGACCGAACCCUUCUUGUGAGGCACCUGCCAGCCGAGCUGACUGCUGAGGAGAAAGAGGAUUUGCUGAAAUAUUUCGGGGCGCAGUCGGUGCGCGUCCUGUCAGAUAAGGGACGACUGAAACAUACAGCUUUUGCUACUUUUCCUAGUGAAAAAGCAGCUAUAAAGGCAUUGACAAGACUUCAUCAGCUGAAACUUUUGGGUCAUACUUUAGUUGUUGAAUUUGCAAAAGAACAAGAUCGAGUUCAUUCCCCAUGUCCCUCUUCAGACACUGAAAAAAAAAAAAGAUCUGAUGAUCCUGUGGAAGAUGAUAAAGAAAAGAAAGAACUUGGUUGUUUAACCAUAGAAAAUGGGAUUGCACCAAACCAUGGGCUGACUUUUCCUCUGAAUUCAUGUCUCAAGUAUAUGUACCCACCACCUUCAAGCACAAUCCUAGCAAACAUAGUAAAUGCUUUGGCAAGUGUGCCUAAGUUCUAUGUACAGGUUCUUCAUCUUAUGAAUAAAAUGAAUUUGCCCACACCUUUUGGACCAAUUACUGCGCGACCUCCCAUGUAUGAAGACUAUAUGCCAUUACAUGCACCUCUUCCACCUGCAUCUCCUCAGCCACCAGAGGAACCUCCUUUGCCAGAUGAGGAGGAGGAAUUAUCAAGUAAAGAAUCAGAAUAUGAAAGCAGUGAUGAUGAAGACCGACAGAGAAUGACCAAACUAAUGGAACUAGCAAAUCUUCAGCCCAAAAGACCAAAAACAAUAAAGCAGCACCAUGUUAGAAAAAAGCAAAAAAUAAAGGAUAUGUUGAAAACACCAUCUACUGCACACAGCAGUUUACAUCCAGUGCUGUUACCUUCGGAUGUAUUUGACCAACCACAACCUGUAGGUAAUAAGAAAAUUGAAUUUCAUAUAUCUACUGACAUGCCAUCUGCAUUUAAGAAAGAUCUAGAAAAAGAACAAAAUUGUGAAGAACAAAAUUAUGAUUUACCUGCUACUGAAGGUGAUGCACCCAAUGUAGGAUUUGGAAAAAUCUUCCCCAAACCUAAUUUGAACAUCACAGAGGAGAUUAAAGAAGACUGUGAUGAAAUGCCAUCAGAGUGUAUUUCUAGAAGGGAGUUGGAAAAAGGCAGAAUUUCUAGAGAAGAAAUGGAAACACUUUCAGUUUUCAGAAGUUAUGAACCUGGUGAACCAAACUGUAGAAUUUACGUAAAGAAUUUAGCUAAACAUGUUCAAGAAAAGGACCUUAAGUUUAUUUUUGGGAGAUACGUUGACUUUUCUUCAGAAACACAACGGAUAAUGUUUGAUAUACGUUUGAUGAAAGAAGGUCGCAUGAAAGGACAAGCUUUCAUUGGACUUCCAAAUGAAAAAGCUGCAGCAAAAGCCUUAAAGGAAGCUAAUGGAUAUGUUCUUUUUGGAAAACCUAUGGUGGUUCAAUUUGCUCGAUCUGCUAGACCAAAACAAGAUUCUAAAGAAGGAAAAAGAAAGUGUUAAAAAUUAAUAAAGAAGCAUUCCUGCGUAAAUACUGCUGUAAUACUGUCAUACAAAGUGUAUCCUUUCUUGUUGUAUCCUUUUUGGGGCAGUGUUUUUUGUUCUUCCUAGAAAUGUUUUGUCACUUUACCACUCAUGGAUUCAGAAUAAGCAAUAGUUUUUUAUAAUUUUAUUCAAAUGAGUUAUUUUUUAAAUUAUCAACAUUGAUUGGACAAAUCAUUUAUGUGGGUUUUUUUUUGUUUUUUGGGGAGUUUUUUUGUUUGUUUUUUUGUUGUUUUGGUUUUUUUGUUGUUUCUGUUUUUUUGGUUUUUUUGCUUUGUUGAUGAAUUUUCUAUGCCCUUCUUGAGGUUAUGUAAUUUUUCCAGGGAAAGUUAGUGAAUCAGGUCAACGUAUUUACUUGGAGAAUGUAUGCAUUUGCUUUAACACAGAAAUUAGUCUUGUUUCUUAUAUUUAUGUACUUCCUAAACCUAAUUCAGUAACAUGCCUUCUGUUUUAUGAUGUAUCUGGUUUAGGUGUUCUAUAUAAUGUGUUGUAAAUUUUGUUUGGGGAAAGGAUUUUUUUCAUUUAAAAAAGUACACAUAAUGAAAAUUAAAAUAACUGGAUUUCCUUGUCAGUUCCAAAUAAGAGGAGCAGACCUCACAUCUCAGGUUUUAAUAUUGAUAUGUCUUUUGAGAUAGAUAGCAAGCAGAAGUAUCUUUUUUCCUCUUUCUUUUUCUAAACAAAACAAAAGGAAUAAGAAAAGAGGAACAGAGAGAAGACAUAAUGUUGACUCAGGGUAGCACAUUAAGUGAAAAGAAACAAUACUGGUAGGUAUACAUAAUAACAAUGGUUUCCAGACUAGUUGAUGACUGGUAUUACCCAAAAUAGUGGUUUUUAAUCCUGGCCACGUUUUAGAAUCACCUGAGAAACUUUUCAAAAAUUCUGAUAAAGUAAAAAGAAAAAAAAACCUGAAAAAUAACACUAUUGCUUAGGUUUCUCUCCAUUUUGAUUUAAUUGGUCUGGCGUACAACAUAGAUACUGGAAUUUUUCAACCCUCCUAAUGUGUGACCAAGAUUGAGAACCACUGAGGAAGGAUUUUUACAUAUAAAGAUUCCUGGGCUUUCUCCUAAAACUAAUAAAUCAGAAUUUCUGUGAAUGAGACCAAGAAUCUAAUUCGAAAAGGUUCCUUCAGUAGUUACAAGGGCUGACCAGUUUAGAUACUACUUAGAUUAAAAUAGUUAGAUGCCUAGCCAUCCCACCUUCUACAAGUUGGAAAAUCAAGAAUUAGAGCCUCUACAUUUCUUGCAAAUUCUACUACUAGUACUAUGAAAAUAAUUCAAAAUUCUGUUAAUAAAUUAUCACUCUAAGAGUACGAAAAUUUGCAGACGUUGAAAUUGCUAUUUUUCAAUAGAGACAGUUAAAAUGUUUUAUUUUCUAAUGUUAUAAAUCCAUUUCCAUAUAAGCUGUUUAUGUUGACAAUGAAAAAUUUGUAGUACUGACAUGAUUCACUAAUUUUCUAAAUAUAAAUGUUUUAGCUUUUAGUUAUUUUAAAACAAUUGAAAUGUUUUAUAAUCAUUAUUUUUAAUGAAUUCUUACGGUGUUUUAGGUUCCUUUUGCUUCCAUGUCUUCCAACUGCUUUCCAACUUUGAGGAGAAGAAAUUGACACCUGGACUAUGGAACUGUGCGUAACAGCUUUUAAAGUAUAUUUAAAAAUUAAAUCUAUAUGCAUUUAAAUCUGUUUAUUGGGGAUAUAUUACAUGUAUUUUAAUCAUCUUCCUCAUAUAUAAUAAAUUAUUUUCUUUCCAAUAAA